UUUCGCGCCUUUUCCGGAAAUAAAUCCGGCGGGGGUUUCUGGUUUUGAGUACACGUGAACAGCGUCAUCCAAUCAGCUGGUAAAUUGUGAGGCCGGCGCUAAAUUGUCAAUGUUUUCUUUGCGUGCUUGUUUUGUAUCUUGUAGUUUAAACUUAUCCCAAUAUUAAAGUGAAUUUAUAAAGUGAGAUACUGGCAGAAGCUAGAUGACUUUAGGUGGUUCAUUUUAUAGAACGUUGACUAUUACGAUUUCUGACCUUCAAACUUAUCCUAAAUAUUGUCGCCAUUUUGACCAUGCUAUUUAAGACUGAGAUAGUUUAUUUUCAUUUGUGUAUUUCUUAGUUGCCCUAGCGAGAUUUGUAAAUGGAUGCCCUAUUUGAAGAAGGACUACGACAAUGUCCCAGAAUACUAGUAUAGUAAAUUUCCUAAUACAUGACGCCAAUGGGCAGCCUCAAAUGGUUAAAGUAGUACAAAAUACGAACACUCAACCUAUUGCUCAAAUCAAAAUCAAACAAAAUCCUGUAAAAGUGUUUAAAGUAUCUGCUACGAACGAGGGAAAUAAUCAAACUCCAGUAUAUCAACCUAUCAAAUUAACAGGGAUUAAGUGUGCUUCAAAAUUAGUUCAAGUACCUGUUGACACUUUGGCUCGUUUACAAAAGAUCACACCUAAAACAGAGCCAAAAUCUCCAUCACCUGAUAUUGUUAACAAUCAAAACCAAUUGACUGAACUUAAGGUAAUCGAGCCUAUACCAGAAUUAGUGCCUAUUUUGGCCAAAUCAGAACCUGUAGAUAACCUUGUAGAUAGCAAAGGAAUUGUACCUGAUCUCACAGAUCCUGCAGAAAAUAAAACUUGCUUACCCACAACUAUGUCACAUGCUUCAAGAAGAAGACAUGACUCUGACAAUGACCCUCCUGCAGAAUACACUACAAAGAGGCGUAAACAUGCAGACAAAGUUGGUAAAGGUUUAAGGCAUUUUUCAAUGAAAGUCUGUGAAAAAGUGAGAAAUAAAGGGUUCACAUCAUACAAUGAAGUAGCAGAUGAAUUAGUACUAGAAUUUGCAGCUGGAAUGCAUGGUUCUGCUGACAGCCAAAACAUAAGGAGAAGAGUAUAUGAUGCUUUAAAUGUGCUAAUGGCUAUGAAUAUUAUAUCAAAAGAAAAAAAGGAAAUCAGAUGGCUUGGGCUUCCAACUAAUUCAGUACAGGAAUGUACGGCAUUAGAAAAAGAAAAGCAAUCAAAACUUGAACAGAUACAGAAGAAAACGCAACAACUACAAGAACUGAUACUACAGCAUAUCUCAUUUAAAAGUUUAAUAGAAAGGAAUAAAGAUGCAGAGAACAAGGGUAUAAAACCUUCUCCAUCAUCAGCCAUACAUUUACCAUUUAUAGUUGUAAAUACAAGUGACAAAGCAUUAAUUGACUGUAGUAUUUCUAAUGAUAAGACAGAAUAUAUGUUUAACUUUAACAAAAGGUUUCAAAUACAUGAUGAUAUUGAUAUAUUAAAAAGAAUGGGGCUCUUAUUUGGAUUAGACAAAGGUGAAUGUACAGAAGAAGAUAUUGAGAAAGUUAAAAGUAUGGUACCAAAGUCAUUAGAAAGUUAUGUGGAACAAAUGGGUAGAGGAGUAAAUAAUACUCUAUCAGAUAUUCUUGAUGACGAAGAUAUUGAAGAUGUUGGUGAUGAAGAAGACACACUAGAAGGCGAGGCUGAAGCAGAUGAACAGGAAGUGGAAGGAAACGAUUAUAGUGAAGACAGCAGUGAUGUAGAUGUUUAGCAACACGCCGUAUGCAUUUUCUAUCACUAUAAUAUUUGUACUGUAUAUUAGAGGUCAAAUUUUUCAGAGUAUGCCGUUAUUUUUUGAUCGCAAUAUGAAUUGUUGGUAAAAAUUCGUAAGGACUAUGAAUACUUUGUAAAUAAAGUUAGCGUUAUAUGUCAUCAGUAAUGCUUUCAGAAAACACUAAUAAUUAAUACAAAUUGCAAAAAUAUAUGUGUACAUAUCAUAAUAAAUAUUUGAUUAAACAUUUAAAAUGUUUGUAUUCAUGAAUUUUAUGCAAUCGUAAACAAUACUUAUUGUUUAAUAUGAUUUUAUAAUGUGUAUUAUGAAAACAUUUUCAAAAAUUAUUUUUAUAUGUAUAAGUAUAUAAAAAUAUAAUAAUAACAAAACACCCAAGGUCCAUUUUUACAGAUUGUAUAAAGAAACUUUAAGAAUCUCGACUGUGAACAUUGUUUUAUAUUUAUUGCAAAAAUUAUGUUUAAUUAAUUUUGCCCAAAUAUGUAUAGACUUCAAGAAAAUAUAUGGCUAUAUGACAUAAUUUCGCCAUUUCGUUUAAAUAGUUUUCUUGGCAAUUUUGAUUUAAUAUUAUAUUAUCUAUAUGAAGUAUUAUAGAUAUUUGCUUAAUGUCUAAUGUAAAUAUAAAAUUAUGUGUAAAAUAUAAACAUUACUGAUGACACUAACAAAGUGUUAAUGCUAAAGUUUUUAUUCAAUAUUAAUUUGCUACAUAUGUUUAUUGUUAGUGUUUGAUUUAUGUAUGUUACUACCAUAACAUAUUUUGUAUUCCGGCAAAAUAAAGCUUUUUUAUGUUUAAAACUUGAUCUCACAAUGAAAAGUGUAACCUAAAAACUUGCACAAGAUGAGAGAAUUUCUCAAAAUUAAAUUAAAAAAGAUGUCCAGUUUUAAAAAAAUCUAUAAUUUACAUUUCAAAUUUGGAAUUGUUUAAAAAGACGAAAAUA
Vanessa atalanta (red admiral) is the source of this 2721-nucleotide messenger RNA. RefSeq names its product transcription factor Dp-1 (gene Dp). The transcript has 11 exons. Gene Ontology annotation, cellular component: transcription regulator complex; nucleus. The coding region runs from base 392 to 1765 and encodes 457 amino acids. The record is from RefSeq and is a predicted model, not a curated record. Gene Ontology annotation, molecular function: RNA polymerase II transcription regulatory region sequence-specific DNA binding; DNA-binding transcription factor activity, RNA polymerase II-specific. Lineage: Eukaryota; Metazoa; Arthropoda; Insecta; Lepidoptera; Nymphalidae. Gene Ontology annotation, biological process: regulation of transcription by RNA polymerase II; regulation of cell cycle.